Messenger RNA from Bufo bufo (common toad), 2458 nucleotides. RefSeq names its product FLVCR heme transporter 1 (gene FLVCR1). Gene Ontology annotation, cellular component: membrane; mitochondrion. Gene Ontology annotation, biological process: heme export; erythrocyte differentiation; mitochondrial transport. The transcript has 10 exons. The record is from RefSeq and is a predicted model, not a curated record. The coding region runs from base 68 to 1606 and encodes 512 amino acids. Gene Ontology annotation, molecular function: heme transmembrane transporter activity; heme binding. Lineage: Eukaryota; Metazoa; Chordata; Amphibia; Anura; Bufonidae.
GUCAGCCUCGGUUCCUCGCGCACUCCACGCGCCUCUGUGUUCCGGCUGCCAGCGCUCCUCCGGUAUCAUGGUGUCCACGGAACUCAACCUACAGCACAAUGGGCUCACCCUGGGGAAGGAGGUCGGCGGGGACGGGCUGGCCAGUCCGAGCAGUAACGGAGACCUGGCGGUGACGGUGUGCGGGAGCCCCAGCGCGGAGCUGGCGGUGCAGGAGGAGACACAAGCCAUGCUGCCGCCGGUGGCGGCGGCGCUGGAGACCCGGCUGUACAGGCGGCGGUUCGCGGUGCUGGCCGUCUUCUCGCUGUACUCGCUGGUGAACGCCUUCCAGUGGAUCCAGUACAGCAUCCUCACCAGCAUCUUCACCGGCUUCUACAGGGUCCCCAACCGGGACAUCGACUGGCUCUCCGUGGUCUACAUGCUGGUCUACAUCCCGCUCAUCUUCCCGGCUACCUGGCUGCUGGACACCCGGGGGCUGCGGCUGACGGCGCUGCUGGGAUCCAGCCUCAACUGCCUCGGCGCCUGGAUCAAGUGCGCGAGCGCCCGGCCCGACCUCUUCCCCGUCACCGUGUUCGCCCAGGUGGUGUGCUCGGUGGCGCAGGUCUUCAUCCUCGGGCUGCCCUCCCGGGUGGCGUCGGUCUGGUUCGGACCCAAGGAGGUGUCUACUGCCUGUGCCACGGCCGUGCUGGGCAACCAGUUUGGCGCUGCCAUCGGGUUCCUUCUCCCUCCUGUGCUGGUUCCACGGUCGGACGACAAUAAGGUGACGGCGCAUAACAUCAGCAUCAUGUUUUAUGGCACCGCCGCGGUGUCCACCCUUCUGUUCAUCCUGACUGUUGCAGUCUUUAAGGAGAAGCCCAAGAUCCCCCCGAGUCAGUCUCAGGCUGUCCUGCAGGACUUUUCUCAAGAGCAGUACUCCUACAAGCAGUCCAUCAUCAAUCUCUUCAAGAACGUCCCCUUUGUGCUGCUGCUGAUCAGCUAUGGGAUUAUGACCGGCUCCUUCUAUUCGGUGUCCACGCUGCUGAAUCAGAUGAUCACACAUCACUACGAGGGGGAAGAGGUAAACGCCGGCAGGAUCGGGCUCACCCUGGUUAUAGCAGGGAUGAUUGGAUCUGUAAUUUGUGGCGUGUGGCUCGACUAUACUAAAACAUACAAGCAGACCACGCUGAUCGUCUACAUCUUAUCAUUCAUCGGGAUGCUGGUCUUUACCUUCACCCUGAAUCUUGGGAACCUCAUUAUUGUGUUUGUGACAGGAGGAGCUCUUGGGUUCUUUAUGACUGGAUAUCUGCCAUUGGGAUUUGAAUUUGCUGUCGAGAUCACGUACCCAGAAUCAGAGGGCACAUCGUCCGGACUGCUGAAUGCUUCAGCCCAGAUAUUUGGGAUCCUGUUUACUCUGGCGCAGGGGAAGCUGACCACAGACUACGACCCUCGGGCUGGCAAUAUAUUCCUCUGUGCCUGGAUGUUCAUAGGAAUCAUUUUAACAGCUCUUAUCAAAUCUGACCUGCGGAGGCACAACAUAAAUUCUGGAAUAACAAAGUCAGACGUCAAAUCUAUACCUGUGGACAGUCCUGUAGAAGCGGCGCCCAGUCUACAGUCCGCAACGCAGCUCUAGACGGCAGCUGGAUCCUCUCCCCGAGAUGCAGCCAUAAGACUCGUAUUUAGCACACUGUAUUUAUUGGACCUCCUAGUAUUUAUUUUAUUGCCUCCUUUUCUUGAGGCUGGUACUGCUUAACCACAAGAACCACAAACUUCAUCGAUCGUGCGGUGGUGACGCUGUUAGGAGCAGGGACUGAAAAAACAGUUUGGCCCGGAAUUUUUUUAUUUUUCUUAUUUAAUUGAAAAUAGUUUGCCUUUUUAUUCUAUGAUGCAUAUUUGUUUUUUACAUUGUAUUUUUGUACAUCGGGGUCUGACAAUACUGCACAUGACAAUACGGUCUAGGUAGCAUUUAAUUUUUAUUUUUUAAGGGGGCACCAAAAGAUUUUGCUGCCUUGCAAGAGUGAGACUUGUGCUUAUAAGGAGGUUCUUCACCUAAAUUAAAUUUUUUGAAAAGCCUGAUUAAUAAUGCAUGCCUCGAGAGAUAACGGCACGGCAUGACUAAUGGCUCAUUCACACGAACGUGUGCUUCUUGGGGUUCCGUUCUGUGCCUCCGCACUGCAAAAAGAUAGAACUUACUCUAUCUUUUUGUGGAACAGACGGAUCGCGGACCCAUUCAAGUGAAUGGGUCUGCGAUCCCCAUGCGGCUGUGCCACCGUCCGUGCCCGUGCAUUGCGGUCCACAGCACGGGCUUCACGCGGUCAUGAGAACAAGCCCUAAUACCGAGCCUCUGUUCCCCUCCUCCACAGCCAGCUCGGAGACAAUACGGCUGUGAGCGGACAGACCCAACUGGUUGCCAUUAAUGCCUAAUUGCUAUGGAUUCUUUGCCUAGCAACUACAGCUUUUUUAUACGGGGCUAUCAGACAGAGCG